This is a messenger RNA of Pseudophryne corroboree (corroboree frog), 939 nucleotides long. Its product is annotated as olfactory receptor 8K3-like. Gene Ontology annotation, cellular component: membrane. The coding region runs from base 1 to 939 and encodes 312 amino acids. Gene Ontology annotation, biological process: G protein-coupled receptor signaling pathway. Gene Ontology annotation, molecular function: G protein-coupled receptor activity; odorant binding; olfactory receptor activity. NCBI's taxonomy places the organism in Eukaryota, Metazoa, Chordata, Amphibia, Anura, Myobatrachidae. The transcript has a single exon. The record is from RefSeq and is a predicted model, not a curated record.
AUGAAUGUGACUACUAUAGACUAUUUCAUUAUUAAAGGCAUUUCAGAUAUUCCAGCAUUGCAGUGUCUAGCCUUCAUUCUGGUUCUGCUGAUUUAUCUCAUCACUCUUACUGGUAACAUGACCAUUUUUAUAUUGGUGUGUCUGGAUCAUCAUCUUCACGUUCCCAUGUACUUCUUCUUGGCCAACCUGUCCAUCUUGGACAUGUCUUCAUCCAUUAUUACUUUACACAAUGUUCUCGUUAACUUUAUAUCAGGGGAUAACACAAUUUCUGUCUUUGCAUGCCUGACACAAAUGUAUAUAUUUGCAUCUCUAACAUGUAAUGAGCUUUUCCUUCUAACAGUCAUGAGUUAUGAUCGUUAUGUCGCCAUAUGUAAUCCCUUAUAUUACCAUGUCAUUAUGAACCAUAGAAAUUGCACUUUCUUAGCCAUUUUCUGUUGGCUAUUGGGGUUUAUUCAAGUUUUUCCUGUUCUUGUGUCAUUUUCAUUCUUUAAUUGCUAUAGGACCAGAGAAAUUAAUCACUUUUUUUGUGACCCUGUUCUUCUAGAAAACCUUCUCUGUAAUUAUUCCUAUUUUGUGUGGCUUUUCAUUCAUUUAGGGGGAGUUUUUGAUGCAACCUUCCCUCCUUUUUUCACCUUCCUUCCUUAUAUAUUUAUCAUUGUCACAAUCCAGAGAAUGAGAUCCAACACUAGCAGACGGAAAACCUUCUACACAUGUUUCUCACACCUCACAGUUGUCAUAUUCCUCUAUGUGACGCUGAUUUGCCAAUAUCUACGUCCAACAUCAGUUACUAACAUGGACACCAAUAAACUUUUCUCUCUGUUUAAUACAGCUGCUGUCCCCAUGCUAAACCCAUUGAUUUACAGCCUAAAAAAUAAAGAGAUGAAGACCGCCCUGAAGCGCAAAAUAAAUGACCUGUCAAAACUUUUUGGUGAGCUCUAG